This is a messenger RNA of Amyelois transitella, 1804 nucleotides long. RefSeq names its product homogentisate 1,2-dioxygenase (gene hgo). The record is from RefSeq and is a predicted model, not a curated record. Gene Ontology annotation, molecular function: homogentisate 1,2-dioxygenase activity. Gene Ontology annotation, biological process: L-phenylalanine catabolic process. The transcript has 10 exons. Gene Ontology annotation, cellular component: cytoplasm. NCBI's taxonomy places the organism in Eukaryota, Metazoa, Arthropoda, Insecta, Lepidoptera, Pyralidae. Bases 127 to 1440 code for a protein of 437 amino acids.
UAACACAUUGCUUGUUUAUCUGUAAACCUGAUAUAUUUGCAUAGUGGACUAGUACCUAAACAUCUCGAAAAACGCCAUUCCGUCUCAGAUAGUCGAGUGAACUGCAGGAAUCUUUGACUCUUAAAUAUGGGUGAAUUAAAGUAUUUACACGGCUUCGGCUCCGAAUUUUCCUCAGAGGACCCUCGAAGACCCGGGGCCCUCCCAGUCGGUCAGAACAGUCCCCAACGCUGCCCGUACGGACUGUACGCUGAACAACUGUCUGGAAGCGCCUUCACUGCUCCCAGGAACGAGAAUAAGAGGUCUUGGCUUUACAGGAUCCGUCCCUCCGUCGUGCACAAGCCAUUCAAAAGGUCCUCGGUCACCAAGUAUCUCACUCACAACUGGGAUGAACAGCACCCUGAUCCAAAUCAGUCCCGUUGGCUUCCAUUCGACAUACCGUCGUCUCCUGUGGACUUCGUCGCUGGCCUUCACACGGUCUGCGGCGCUGGAGACCCGAAAGUAAGAUGCGGCAUCGCCAUACAUGUCUACUUGUGCAACACGUCUAUGGAGAAGUCUGCCUUUUACAGCAGCGAUGGGGACUUUCUGAUUGUGCCCCAACAGGGGAAAUUGAAGAUAACGACAGAAUUCGGCGUGAUGGAGGUGUCGCCGAAUGAAAUCGCGGUCAUACAGCUGGGCAUGAGGUUCGCCGUGGCUGUUGAAGGUCCUACCAGAGGAUACAUACUAGAGGUUUUCGGUGGCCAUUUCACGCUCCCGGACCUAGGUCCAAUCGGUGCGAACGGACUCGCCAAUCCCAGGGACUUUCAGACUCCUUCGGCGAACUAUCAGGAUCGAGUAAUACCCGGUUUCAAGAUAUACAACAAGUUCCAGGGCGCGCUGUUCGAGGCGGAACAGGGCCACUCUCCGUUCGAUGUGGUGGCUUGGCACGGCAACUAUGUGCCCUACAAAUAUGACCUGAGCAAGUUUAUGGUCAUCAACUCUGUCUCCUUUGACCAUUGCGACCCAUCCAUCUUCACGGUGCUGACAUGCCCGUCCACGAAGCCUGGUACAGCCAUAGCAGACUUCGUCAUCUUCCCGCCGAGGUGGUCGGUGCAAGAGCAUACGUUCAGACCGCCUUACUAUCAUAGGAACUGUAUGAGCGAGUUUAUGGGCUUGAUUUUGGGCUCGUAUGAAGCCAAGGCUGGCGGGUUCCUGCCCGGCGGGGCCUCGCUCCACUCCAUGAUGACCCCACACGGGCCCGAUGAUAAAUGCUUCAAUGGGGCUUCCAACGCAGAACUUAAACCAGAGAAAAUUGCUGUCGGGACUCAGGCGUUUAUGUUCGAGUCGUCGCUCAGCAUGGCGAUCACCAAGUGGGGGGCGGAGACCUGCCAGAAGCUGGACCCCAAGUACUACGAGUGCUGGCAGAACCUGCCCAAACUGUUCUCUGAUAAAAUAUACGUCUGAAAUCUUAUUAAAUACUCUUUUCUUACCAUGUAUUUAAAGAGAAAUGACUUUUCAAUGUAACUUUAGAUCCAAAAAGAAGUAGUGUUGAUAGGAUGUAUAAACCUUCUUAUUCUUUGUCAUAAGCCUAUAUAAUAAUAAGUUGGACAAUAAUUUUACAAUUGGCAAAAUAUUACCAUUUUUUAAAUUUUGUGUAUCUAAGCUGAACGUGGCCUAUUCAAGACUAUUGGCUCUGUCUACCCCGCAAGGGAUACAGACGUAAUUAAACAAAUAUUAGGCCAAAGUUCUAUGUUCAAUAAAGAAUGACAGUAACUUGCAAUUGUAAAAAAACUUUUAUUCAUGAUUAAAUAAAAUACUUUGCAUUUUU